This is a messenger RNA of Rhinolophus ferrumequinum (greater horseshoe bat), 2619 nucleotides long. RefSeq names its product tRNA methyltransferase 2 homolog B (gene TRMT2B). The record is from RefSeq and is a predicted model, not a curated record. NCBI's taxonomy places the organism in Eukaryota, Metazoa, Chordata, Mammalia, Chiroptera, Rhinolophidae. Gene Ontology annotation, biological process: RNA processing. Gene Ontology annotation, molecular function: tRNA (uracil(54)-C5)-methyltransferase activity, S-adenosyl methionine-dependent.
GCAAUGGGUGCUUUUGAGGAAAGUCUCUAGAGAAGCGUGCCGGGCAAAGUAGGGAGAAAGGCUUCCCGCCACUAGCUGCCUGGAGCGGGCUGGCUGGCGCCUGGGAAGAGCCCCUUAUCCCGCCGCGCGAGCCAGGGUCUGGCUGCGCGUGUGUCGCGCCUGUGCACCAGGAAGUGACUCUCCCCAGCGGCUACGAUCCAGGCUACUCGCUGGCCUUUUCGUUUGUCACCUCAGGGCAAGUAGUGUCUCAGGGCAAGUUCUGUCUUAUGUUGGCAGUCACCAGUGAGAGGACCCACACACUCAGGAAAAUGUCUAAAUGUCGUGAGAUGAAGAAAAUGAAGAUCAGAGGAUAUGAUGAACUUUGCAAAGUCUGCCUAGCUAGUGAAUCUCAGUGUUUUUGUGGUUGCCACAUAUUAAGUGUCCCAGUGCACAGCCCAAGAUGUUUCUUCUCCAGAGUGGGUCUCUUCUUCAAAGCAGGGCUGCUCCCCUGGCAUUUCAGAAAACCUCCAGGAUGGUCACAGCUCUUCUUGGGCUCAGCAUGUAAGGGAAACUUCACUCAUAUGAUCUCUAAGAAGUGUCAAAGGGGACCGAAAAGUCGGAAGAAACCAAGCCAUCUUGGACCACUGGAUGGUUCCUAGAAGGAAAGAUAAGGCCCAGGCUGGCUGGCCGAUGUGAUGCCACUCUGAAGGCUGAGCUAUGAAGAACAUCUCAAGCCUGUCAUUGAUGGCUACCGAAAUAAAUCCAUCUUCUCUGUGAACUGAGGUCCAGAUGGCAAUCCGAAGACUGUGGGGUACUACCUGGGAACUUGGAGGGACAGUAACACUGUCUGCUUAAGGUCUAACCAUCUGAAAAACACCCCCGAGAAACACAGUCAAGUGGCACAAUACUAUAAAGUACUCCUUCAACAGUCCCCAGUGGAAACCUGCUUUCUGUUUCAUGAAGGUGGACACUGGCGUGAGCUCACAGUCUGCAUCAGUAGCCAAGGGCACACAGUAGCCAUCAUCACUUUCCACCCUCAGGAAUUAAGGCAGGAUGCUAAGGGGCAGCUUCUGAUACUCUUUAACCAUGCUGCUGGCAUUAUCACACUGCAGAAACUGAGGCAAGGGGGAGCUCUGUGUUCAGAGGAGACCGUAAAGGAAUUUUUCACCAAAGGGCCAGGAGCACUCUGUGACUUGACAUCACUUUACUUCCAGGAAAGCACCAUGACCUGUUGCAGCCAUCAACAGUCCUCCUACCAGCUCCUAUUUGGGGAACCCGACCUCUUUGAAGAUCUCUUGGGCUUGAAGAUCCGUAUCGCUCCAGACUCGUUUUUUCAGGUUAAUACUGCUGGUGCAGAGAUGCUAUAUCGGAUCAUUGACGAUCUGAGUGGAGUCACCUCUAACACUAUCCUCCUUGACAUCUGCUGUGGGACUGGUGUGAUCGGCCUCUCCCUGGCUCAGUAUGCCUCCCAGGUGCUUGGCAUUGAGGUGGUGAAGCAGGCGGUAGAGGACACCAGGUGGACUUCAGCCUUCAAUGGCAUCACCAACUGUGAGUCCCAUGUUGGUCGAUCAGAGAAGAUUUUGCCACAGCUACUAAAGUCAAAGGAAGAUAGGCAGUUAAUUGUUGCUGUGGUGAACCCAGCCUGGGCGGGACUGCAUUACCAGGUAGUUCAAGCCAUUUGAAACUGCAGGGCCAUCCGCACACUAGUGUUUGUUUCCUGCAAACACCAUGGUGAAACCACAAGGAACAUCAUCGAGCUGUGCUGUCCUCCAAACUCUGCUAAAAAGCUCCUGGGUGAGCCUUUCAUCCUGAGACAAGCUAUGCCUGUGGACGUGUUCCCUCACCCACACUGUGAGCUGCUGCUCCUCUUCAUUUGCUAAGCAGCCUCCUACAAGAUGGCAGGCUCUUUGUAAGGCUGAAGUUUCAGUAACUUCCAGGUUUGGCAUAUUGCUGCAUUGCAGACCCUGAGAGCAUUAUUGGCGGGGAACCAAUCUUUGGAUUAUGAGCAGGAAGAAAAUAGUAGACCUAUCUGAAGCAGAUUUAUAACCUUAGUUUUCAGGUUCCCUUGCUCUCAUGUGUGUUUGGUUGUGACCACUUCUUGGCCCUGGAUCUGGACUGUUUCUUUCUUUUGUUGUCAGCCUGUCAUGCCUCCCUUGGUCCUAGUUUUUAGUUUUGUCUCCUCUGUCUGACUCUGCCUGUGGUGUGGUAACCACUGAGAUUUUCUCAGCAGCUGGUAAUAAUUUCACCUUGACUCAGGUCUGUGUAUUUAUCCAGAGAUUUUAUUAGAUAUGUUCUGCGUUCAUGAGGUAGCUAAGGAUUAGAACUAGAAACAAGUCUAGCUUUUUAAAAAAAGUAGAGUAAGCUAUGCCGUGAUUGCAGGAAGACUGACUGCUUGAACUCAGUAGAGAUUUAUUCCUUCGGGUUUUCUAGAUUUUGAGGUUUCUAGAAUACCUUUUAAAAAUGUAGUUACUCCUAGGAGCAAUAGCACCAAUUAGCUCUCGCCUGUGGAGGGAGAAUUGGUCUAGAAGAGACCCUAUGGGUAAGGAGAGCUUCAAAGAAGAGACUGAAUACCUGUAACUGUGCUGUGUAGUAUGGAGGCAGAAAGCUCCAGAAUCCCCUAACAAUCCCGAAUGUACUAUA